GGCAGUCACGUGGCUUUGUACUCGAAAAGCUAGAAUAACACGAGUUUGCGUAACCGAGUAGAUUACUCCUGGGAAAAAUCCACCUAAACUAGCCUCAAACGUUCUACAACUUGGGCACAAGUCUAGUAUGGCUUUGUCUACUCAUUCACCGGAAAUAGAGAAUUUGCUCUCACUAAAUCCAAGCAUUCCUAAAAAGGCAAACAUCGUUCCUACUGCAGUAACCAAGAAAAACAAGAAGCACUGGAAGCGCAAUGCUGAUAAAUCAUGUGGAUCAUGCAGUGAAGCAUUCAUCAAAAACUUUGAUGACAUCAAGCACACUACGCUGAGUGAGAGGGGAGCCUUGAAGGAAGCUGGACGGUGCCUCAAGUGUGUCGACGCCCCCUGUCAGAAGAGCUGUCCCACCCAAUUAGACAUCAAGUACUUUAUUUCUUGCAUUGCGAACAAGAACUUCUAUGGAGCAGCCAAAGCCAUUUUCAGUGACAACCCACUAGGCUUGACAUGUGGCAUGGUUUGCCCUACUAGCGACCUGUGUGUUGGAGGAUGUAACUUGUAUGCCUCAGAGGAGGGUCCUAUUAACAUCGGAGGACUACAACAGUUUGCUACUGAGAUUUUUAAGAACAUGAAGCUGCCCCAGAUACGGGAUCCGGAUCUCACUCCUGUUGACCAACUUCCAGAGAGCUACAAGUCGAAGAUUGCCCUUAUUGGUUGCGGUCCAGCCUCCAUCAGCUGUGCGACUUUUCUCGGCCGUCUUGGCUACACCAAUCUCACAAUCUUCGAAAAAGAGAAAUUCAUUGGUGGCUUAAGCUCUGCUGAAAUCCCUCAGUUCCGGUUGCCAUACAGUGUGGUUGAUUUUGAAGUGAAACUCAUGAUGGAUCUUGGAGUCAAGGUUGAAACAGGGAGAGGUCUUGGUGUAUCCUCAGGGUUGACGAUUCAGUCUCUUAAAAAUGAUGGCUACAAGGGAAUCUUUCUAGGAAUGGGUCUUCCCCAGCCAAAGAAGUUCCAUGUGUUUGAAGGUCUUUCUGAGCAGAAUGGCUUCUACACAUCAAAGAGUUUUUUGCCUGUUGUAUCCAGUGGCAGCAAACCAGGAAUGUGUGCUUGCAAGUCCAGCCUACCACAGCUCAGUGGUUACGUGAUUGUGUUAGGUGCCGGUGAUACUGCAUUUGACUGUUGCACCUCAGCACUGCGCUGCGGGGCCAGAAGAGUGUUUGUUGUUUUCAGAAAAGGAUUCACAAAUAUCCGAGCUGUGCCAGAGGAGAUGCAACUAGCUGUUGAUGAGAAGUGUGAGUUUUUGCCUUUCAUGUCACCGAAGCAGGUGCAUGUAAAAGAUGGCAAGAUUGUUGCAAUGGAAUUCUUCCGAACAGAACAGCUGGAUGAUGGAACAUGGACUGAAGAUGCAGAACAGACAUUGAAGAUAAAAGCUACCUUUGUUAUCUCCGCCUUUGGCUCCACCCUUAGCAAUGAAGAUGUCAAACAAGCUUUGGCGCCAAUCAAAUUCAAUAAGUGGGGUCUACCUGAAGUUAGCGCCGAAACCAUGGCAACAAGUGCUGAAGGCGUGUUCUGUGGGGGUGACCUGGCUGGCAUCGCAAACACCACAGUGGAGUCAGUGAAUGAUGGAAAGCAGGCUGCAUGGUUUAUGCAUCAACAUCUUCAGUCCCUCCAUGGCCUCACCAUACCAUCAGAGCCCGCUCUGCCACGCUUCUUCACCCCCGUUGACCAAGUAGAUCUGAGUGUAGAGAUCUGUGGUAUCAAGUUCCCUAACCCCUUUGGCUUGGCAAGUGCCCCUCCUACUACUACCUCUGCCAUGAUCAGGCGGGGAUUUGAGGCCGGCUGGGGCUUUGCGCUCACCAAGACAUUCAGCUUGGAUAAGGAUAUUGUCACCAAUGUAUCUCCUCGUAUCGUCCGAGGGACAACUUCCGGACACUUAUACGGCCCCGGACAAGGCUCGUUCCUCAACAUCGAGUUGAUCAGUGAGAAGACCUCUGCGUACUGGUGCCGAUCCAUCACAGAACUCAAGAAAGACUACCCUGACAAGAUCCUCAUCGCCAGUAUUAUGUGUGGAUAUUCCAAAGAGGACUGGACCACACUUGCCAAGAUGGCAGAGGCUGCCGGAGCAGACGCGUUGGAGCUGAAUCUCUCUUGUCCUCACGGUAUGGGAGAGAGAGGCAUGGGACUAGCCUGUGGACAGGACGCAGAACUGGUGCGUAAUAUUUGCCGCUGGGUUCGUGCCGCCAUCACGAUUCCAUUCUUCGCCAAGCUUACACCAAAUGUGACGGACAUCGUGGUCAUUGCGCGAGCAGCCAAGGAAGGUAACGCAGAUGGCGUGACCGCCACUAACACAGUAUCGGGUCUGAUGGGCCUGAAGGGUACCAGUGAAGCCUGGCCCGCUAUCGGACGUGAAAAGCGGACAACGUACGGCGGGAUGUCCGGUAAUGCCAUCCGCCCCAUUGCCCUCCGUGCUGUGUCGGCUAUCGGACGGGCUCUACCUGGAUUUCCCAUCCUGGCCACUGGUGGUAUUGACAGCGCUGAUGCUGCACUUCAAUUCCUGCACUGUGGAGCCAGCGCACUCCAGGUUUGUAGCGCAGUCCAGAACCAGGACUUCACCGUUGUGGAUGACUACAUCAACGGCCUGAAGUGCCUGAUGUACAUGAAGUCUGUGGAUGAGUACGCCGACUGGGACGGGCAGUCACCCCCCACCCCUCGCCACCAGCAGGGCAAGCCUGUGCCCAAGAUAGCUGAUCUCGUGGGAAAGGGCCUUCCAAGUUUCGGCCCCUACUUGGUCAAGCGUAAUGAAAUCAUCGCCGCUCACAAGAGCUCUUCAGACAUCCUGAGCAAGGAGUAUGAACCAGAGCCCGUCCGUCCCGCAGUGAAGCAGUCGAAACCCACUCCCUCGGUCAAGGACGUAGUUGGUCUUGCCCUUGACCGUAUAGGUACAUACGGGGAUCUUGACAACAGACAGCAAGUCGUUGCCCUGAUUGACGAGGAAAUGUGCAUCAACUGCGGCAAGUGCUACAUGACGUGCAACGACUCUGGUUACCAGGCCAUCAAGUUCGACCCCGAGACCCACCUGCCAACCGUCACAGAUGAUUGCACCGGAUGUACCCUCUGCUUGAGCGUCUGUCCAAUCAUCGAUUGCAUCAAGAUGGUCCAAAGGCCGACCCCGUAUGUCCCCAAUCGCGGGGUGCCUUUGGCAGUAACGGCCGAAUCGUGACAACGCGUAGUAGAGAAUCAUCGAAAUCGCCAACAAUUCUCUUAACCUAUCUCUCAAUUAUGUAUCUCGUGGUGUUUAUUAGGAUAUAUAUUUAUAUAUAUCGACUUUAUAUGGUAUGUUCUGUACUGCGUUUUAGGGAACUAUUUUUCAUGGAUGAAUAUGCAACUCAAUUUAUUUUAAACUAGAUCGGUGUGCACAUUAAUCACUCUAAUAAAUAACUUGUGAAUUAUCAAAUAAAGUGAAUCAGUGCUUGUAGACCACUGAUGAUUCUGUGAA
Messenger RNA from Nematostella vectensis (starlet sea anemone), 3484 nucleotides. Its product is annotated as dihydropyrimidine dehydrogenase [NADP(+)]. Gene Ontology annotation, biological process: uracil catabolic process; 'de novo' pyrimidine nucleobase biosynthetic process; thymine catabolic process. Gene Ontology annotation, molecular function: uracil binding; dihydropyrimidine dehydrogenase (NADP+) activity; NADP binding. The record is from RefSeq and is a predicted model, not a curated record. Lineage: Eukaryota; Metazoa; Cnidaria; Anthozoa; Actiniaria; Edwardsiidae. The coding region runs from base 128 to 3208 and encodes 1026 amino acids. Gene Ontology annotation, cellular component: cytoplasm; cytosol. The transcript is spliced from 24 exons.